UUCAGGAGGAGGGAGCGCGCGGAGGAGUUCUGACGGUAAUCCCGCUGCCAGCAGCGGGUGAAACGGGUCGAAGACACCGCUGAAUCCACGGAGCGAAUGUGUCCAAGAUCCAACCUAGAACUAAGUUCACCGAGGAGUAAAACCGUGGAGACAGCGGGUCCAACAGACUGGAGGAAGCUGCGGAGAAACAUCGGGUCUUUUUGAAGGAAUAAUCUCAGAUUACGAAGAGGAACUGUCGAGUUGGAGAGAAAAUGAGUUCAGUGGUCCCUGCAGAUGUUCAGCAGACUCUGCUGAUCAGAGUAGAUGCGCCUGAGGAAUGGAUGUCUGGUGUGGACCAACAGGACCCAGAGCCCCUCCACAUAAUGGAGGAACAAGAAGAACUCUGGACCAGAGUGGACAGAGAGCAGCUUGUAGUGAAGGAGGAGACUGAUGCCAGCAGGUUUUCAUUCACUGCAGUUCAUGUGAAGAGUGAGGAUGAUGAAGAGAAGCCUUUAUUCUUACAGCCUCAUCAGCACCAAAUGGAGGACAGAGAUGUUCCAACCAGCAGUUCAGCUGACCAGAUGAAAGUAGAGCCUGAUGGAGAAGACUGUGGAGGAGAAGGAACUAGCAGGAACCCAUAUCUAUAUCCUCAUGGAGAUGCUUCCUUCAAUUCAGAGACUGAAGUCAGUGAGGAUGAUGAAGAGGAAGGGGAUGGGAACAAUCCUGAUUCUCAGCUGGAAGUCUUGUCAGACUCUGGGUCAACAACUGAAGACAGUGACAAAGACUGGAAGGAGAGCAGAGCUCCUGAGUCAACUGUGAACUCUGUCAACAAAUGUUUCAGCUGCUCUGAGUGCGGUAAACAAUUUCUGCACAACCAGUCUCUUCAGAGACACUUGACAUGUCAUUCAACAGUAAGACGUUCCAGCUGUGUGGGUCAGAAGAAAAGUGUUGGAGAAAAGAAAAGUGUACAUACACACAGGAAUGUUCAGACAGAACCAAAAUCAUUUAGUUGGGAUGAACCUGGUAAAAGAUUUAAAAUAAUAAAAAAACUGAACUUGCACAAGAGAGACCACACAGGAGAGAAACCGUUUAAAUGUAAGGAUUGUGGAAAUAGGUUCAACCAUAUGUCUAAUUUAAACACACACAUGAGAGGCCACAAAGGACAAAAACAAUUUAAAUGUGAGGUUUGUGGACAAAGAUUUACACACAAGACUAAAUUAAGCUCGCACAUGAGAGUGCAUACUGGAGAGAAACCAUUUGAAUGUGAGGUUUGUGGACAAAGAUUUACCCACAAGACGAGUUUAAACUCGCACAUAAGAGUCCACACUGGAGAAAAACCAUUUGAAUGUGAGUUUUGUGGACAAAGAUUUAGUCACAAGACAAGUUUAAGCUUGCACAGGAGAGCCCAUACAGGAGAGAAACCGUUUGAAUGUGAACUUUGUGGGCAUAGAUUUAGCCGUAAGCCAACUUUAAACAUACAUAUGAGAGUCCACACAGGACAAAAACCGUUUGUAUGUGAGUUUUGUGGACAAAGUUUUAGCCAGAAAACGGCGUUAAAUGUUCACAUAAGACUCCACACAGGACAGAAACCGUUUAAAUGUGAGGACUGUGGAACCAAAUUUCGCCAGAAGUCGGGUUUAAUCUCACACAGAAGAGUCCACACAGGACAGAAACCAUUUGAAUGCAAUAUUUGUGGACUAAGAUGUAGUCAGAAAUCAAGUUUAAACUCACACCUGCAAGUCCACACAAAACAUAAACCAUUUGAAUGUAAUAUUUGUGGACGAAGAUUUAGCCAUACGUCACGUUUAAAGUCACACAUGAUAAUCCACACAGGACAGAAACCAUUUGAGUGUAAUAUUUGUGGACGAAGAUUUAGCCAGAAGCCGAGUUUAAACUCACACAUGAGAGUCCACACCGGAGAGAAACCAUUUGAAUGUGAAGAUUGUGGACAAAGAUUUAGCCAAAAGUCACGUUUAAAUUCACACAUGGUAGUCCACACAGGGCUGACACUGUUUGAAUGUAAUAUUUGUGGACGAAGAUUUAGCCAAAAGACGAGUUUAAACUCACACAUGAGAGCCCACACAGGAGAGAAACCAUUUGAAUGUAAGGAUUGUGGACAAAGGUUUAGCUGUAAAUCAAGUUUGAACUCACAUUUUACGGUCCACACAGGACAUAAACCUUAUGCAUGUGAGGAUUGUGGACAAAGAUUUGUAAGGAAGGCUUAUUUAAACUCGCACUCGAGAACCCACACUGGACAGAAACCAUUCAAAUGUGAGGACUGUGGACAGAGGUUUACCCGGAAGACGAGUUUAACCACACACAUGAGAAUCCACACAGGACAGAGACCUUUUGAAUGUGAGCUUUGUGGGAAAGGAUUCCGCGAGAAGUGUAUUUUAAAAAGACACAUGAAUGUCCACACAGCUCAGAAACCAUUUGAAUGUGAGGACUGCAGACAGAAAUUUAGCCGCAAGUCUAAUUUAAUCAGACACACCAAAGUCCAUAUGAAAUAAUUUCUUUUUUGUGACUAAGGUAAAGCUUUGGAUUUCAGUCUGCUCUUAAACACACAGGAAC
Messenger RNA from Nematolebias whitei (Rio pearlfish), 2550 nucleotides. RefSeq names its product zinc finger protein 260-like. Bases 252 to 2489 code for a protein of 745 amino acids. The record is from RefSeq and is a predicted model, not a curated record. Lineage: Eukaryota; Metazoa; Chordata; Actinopteri; Cyprinodontiformes; Rivulidae. The transcript is spliced from 2 exons.